This is a messenger RNA of Pelodiscus sinensis (Chinese soft-shelled turtle), 4974 nucleotides long. NCBI's taxonomy places the organism in Eukaryota, Metazoa, Chordata, Testudines, Trionychidae. The record is from RefSeq and is a predicted model, not a curated record.
AGUCCAUCAAUGGCUAUUAGGUAGGAAGGGAAGGGUGUCUGUAGUUUUAGAAGCUGGGAAUAGCAACACUGUGCUGUUUAUUCCCUAUUAGGUUUCUGGCAUCAGACGCUGUCAGAAGAUGGGAUGCUGGGCUAGAUGAACCGCUAGUCUGACCCAGUAUGGCUGUUAUGUUCGAUCACAAAAAUACUAGACUAUAUUGAAAUUUCAGAAGGAUAACAAGGCCAUUGAAGAGAACCAGACAGAUUUUCAUGGAUCUCAAUAGUGCCAGCACCAUUGUUCUGCAGGUCUUGACCCAAGCUACCAGUCAAGAUACUUCUGUGCUGAAACCAGCUGAGGAACAGUUGAAGCAGUGGGAGACCCAGCCUGGCUUUUAUUCAGUCUUGUUGAAUAUCUUUACAAAUCAUACGCUGAAUGUAAAUGUAAGGUGGUUAGCUGUUUUGUACUUUAAAAAUGGAAUUGACCGCUAUUGGAGGCGUGUAGCACCACAUGCUCUUUUGGAAGAGGAGAAAUCUACAUUGCGUGCUGGACUCAUUACCAACUUCAAUGAACCAGUGAAUCAGAUAGCCACUCAGAUCUCUGUAUUGAUUGCUAAAGUUGCUAGGUUGGAUUGCCCUAGACAGUGGCCAGAGCUUAUUCCUACUCUUCUAGAAUCAGUGAAAGUCCAAGAUGACCUCCGGCAACACAGAGCAUUACUUACUUUUUAUCAUGUUACAAAGACGCUGGCAUCUAAACGACUGGCUGCAGAUAGGAAACUUUUUUAUGACUUAGCAUCUGGAAUUUAUAGUUUUGCCUGUUCCUUAUGGAAUCAUCACACAGAUACAUUCCUACAACAGAUCUUUAUGGGAGAUGAAGCUGCUGCUGCUACAAAUUCAUUAGAAAGAACUCUGUUGUCAUUGAAAGUGCUUCGUAAAUUGACAGUUCAUGGGUUUGUGGAACCUCAUCGGAAUGUAGAAGUGAUGGGAUUUCUACAUGCAGUAUUUGAGCGACUAAAACAGUUUCUGGAUUGUAGUAGAAGAAUAGGAACAGAAAAUGUAUGCAGAGACCGUCUAGAAAAGACUAUAAUUCUGUUCACUAAAGUGCUUUUGGACUUCCUGGACCAACAUCCCUUUUCAUUCACCUCUCUGAUUCAGAGAUCAUUGGAGUUUGCUGUAAGCUAUGUUUUCACAGAGGCUGGUGAAGGAGUUGCAUUUGAACGAUUCAUUGUCCAGUGCAUGAAUCUCAUUAAGAUGAUUGUAAAAAAUUAUGCUUACAAGCCAUCUAAACAUGUUGAAGAUAGCAGUCCUGAAACUCUUGAAGCACAUAAGAUAAAGACAUCAUUCUUCACAUACCCAACAUUAACUGAGAUAUGUCGGAGAUUAGUCACUCACUAUUUCCUGCUAACAGAGGAAGAAUUGACAAUGUGGGAAGAGGACCCAGAAGGCUUCACUGUAGAGGAGACAGGAGGAGAUUCUUGGAAAUACAGUCUCAGGCCAUGCACUGAAGUUCUUUUCAUUGAUAUUUUCCAUGAAUAUAAUCAGACCCUUACUCCUGUGCUUUUAGAAAUGGUUCACAAUCUACAAGGACCUACAAAUGUAGAAGAUACUAAUGCUCUACUGAUUAAAGAUGCUGUCUAUAAUGCAGUUGGGCUGGCAGCUUAUGAGCUAUUUGACAGUGUGGAUUUUGAUCUGUGGUUUAAAAACCAGCUACUAGCAGAGCUGCAAGUCUCUCAUAAUAGGUAUAAGCCAAUACGCCGGCGAGUAAUUUGGCUGAUUGGACAGUGGAUUUCUGUAAAAUUCAAAUCCGACUUAAGACCAAUGUUAUAUGAGGCAAUUCGUAACUUACUUCAAGACCAAGACUUAGUGGUUCGCAUUGAAACAGCCACAACUCUGAAGUUAACUGUAGAUGACUUUGAGUUUAGAACUGACCAGUUUUUACCGUAUCUGGAAUUCAUGUUCACGCUACUCUUUCAGCUGCUUCAGGAAGUCACAGAAUGUGACACAAAGAUGCAUGUUCUUCAUGUUCUUUCUUGUGUGAUUGAAAGAGUCAAUAUACAGAUACGACCAUAUGUAGGAUGUUUGGUUCAGUAUUUACCCCUCCUUUGGAAACAAAGUGAGGAGCACAACAUGCUGAGAUGUGCCAUUCUAACUACUCUAAUUCAUCUUAUUCAGGGAUUAGGAGCAGACAGCAAGAACCUCUACCCUUUUCUACUUCCAAUUAUUCAGCUAAGUACAGAUGUUUCCCAGCCUCCACAUGUUUAUCUCCUGGAAGAUGGUUUGGAAUUAUGGUUAGUGACAUUGGAGAAUAGCCCAUGUGUUACUCCUGAGCUGCUGCGAAUCUUUCAGAAUAUGUCUGCCCUUCUUGAGCUGAGUUCAGAAAAUCUCAGAACCUGCUUUAAGAUCAUCAAUGCUUAUAUUUUUUUAUCAUCUGCUGAAUUUCUACAGGUGUAUUCAGGUGAUCUGUGUCGAUCAUUUUGUGAGCUCUUAAAGGACAUAACUACUGAAGGCCAAGUUCAAGUGUUGAAGGUUGUGGAAAAUGUCCUAAAAGUAAACCCAACAUUGGGUCCUCAAAUGUUUCAACCCCUCUUGCCAUCUGUGUUCAGAGGGAUUAUAGAUGGAGAGAGGUAUCCUGUGGUGAUGUCUACUUAUUUGGGAGUCAUAGGUAGAGUUCUGCUACAAAAUGCUAGUUUUUUUUCAAUGCUUCUGAGCCAGAUGGCAUGUGAAUGCGGUCAAGAGAUGGACCAGCUUCUUGGUAACAUGAUUGAAAUGUGGGUUGACCGUAUGGAUAAUAUUACUCAGCCGGAAAGAAGAAAGCUUUCAGCUUUGGCAUUACUUUCACUUCUGCCAUCAGAUAAUAGCGUUAUCCAAGAUAAAUUUUGCGGCAUCAUUAACGUUUCUGUGGAAGGUCUGCAUGAUGUUAUGACUGAAGAUGCUGAAACAAGGACAUACAAAGACUGUAUGUUGAUGUCUCAUUUUGAGGAGCACAAAGUUACAGAAGAUGAGGAGCCUCCCACAGAACAGGACAAAAGGAAGAAGAUGCUUGCACUGAAGGACCCUGUACACACUGUGUCGCUGCAGCAAUUUGUCUAUGAGAAGCUAAAGGCACAGCAAGAAUUACUGGGAGAACAAGCCUUUCAGGCACUUAUGGAAACAGUGGAUACAGAAAUAGUCACGCAACUCCAAGAGUUCUUGCAAGGCUUUUAAAGAGCUGGAAAUAAGAUUUUGUAUGUCUGACUUUCUAGCUCAAAAAUAUGAAAAGAACACCUAUCCUUCCAUCUUAUAUGCAAAAGCCUGCUUAAAAGCUAACAGUUACUUGUGUACAACAAUAAAGAAGCAAAGACCAUGAAACUGUUUUUUUCUUUAUGUAGGAUUGGCAGAAUAAUUUGCUCCUAACUAGAGUUUACAAACCUGUUUCACAAGAGAGUAUAAUUUUAUAUAUAUGAGGAAUGGAGGAGAGUUGCAUGAGUUUAAUAUGUACAGUGAAAACAACUUCUUAAUUUGCUGUUAGAAAAAAAUGUUUAAAUUCUUAUAAUCAUGUGCAUUUAACAUUUUGAGGUAAAUUGAGGGCUAAUGCUGGAGAUAUUUUUGUGUGACAAUAAUAGCUCAAUUUGCCUUACACGUUUUAAUUGUUUAUUAAUUAAAAAUAACCAAUUCUGCACACCAUUUAAACAAAUGAAAGUAUAGGUUAAACCUCUAAAAUCCAGGACUCUCUGGUCCGGCAACAGUCAUGGUCCUGCUAAAUCAGAGAGCACCAGCUGGCCAGGUUCAGGGGCUGGGCUGGCGGUGAGGAGUGCAACCCAGCAUGCCAGCGAGGUGGAGAGCCAACACCCCUGACUGGGGCUGGUGAAGGCCCUGGGGCUGCAGGCAGCAGGGCCAGUGCCUAGGUACAUGGCCCUGGAUGAGUGAGCACAGCAGGGAGCACAGCCUCACCCAGGCUGGAGGCAGUGCGGCUAGUGGUGCAUGGGAGUGCUGCCCCGGCCAGGGCCAGCACAGUGCAGCGGCUGAGACUGAGAUGGAGACAGUGGGGCCUAGCACUCCCAGCACAGUGGGGAACACAAGAUUGGGGGGAGCAGGGCCAACAGCCGGGACGGGAGCCUUGACCUCCCAGUUGCUAGACCAGGAAGGUCCUACCUGUAUCAAAGCAGAAGACUAUAGAACAUUCUUCAAUCUGAUUUUAAUGUUAUAUAUUACUUGCAUCUUUUUAAAAGACAACAAAUUAAUCAGCCAGAUGUUUUAUGUCCAUUAUACUGAUCCAUGUAUGGGUAAAAUUGUUAGAAAAAGGAAAAUGUCCCAUUUUAUUUUCUGCAGAUGUGUUUUCUACUUAAAUAUGAUGGGUAAGAACCCAAAGACUUCAUAGUAAUGCACUUCUGUGCUAUAUCAGAGACCUAAGACUUUCUGAUUCUAGUCUCUUUCUCUCAAAUUAGGGUGGGACCUGAGUGUUUUGUAGAUAUAUAUUGCCAACCUUGCAAGAAGUUGGGGUGGAAGGUAUAACUGCUGCUGAAUAGUGCCCUCUUCUCAAGAUUAAGGACCUGAUCUAUAGUCCUUUGAUUUCAGUGAGCUUUAACUUUGGAUCAGAUAGUAGGAAUGUUGAUGAAAAUGGUAAAUUAGGAAAAAUGGAGGGCUCUGUCGAUCACACAAGAAUGUUUCUAUACAUCCUUCUUUCCAUCUCUCAUUCUCAGGAAAGGGGAAAAAAGUGUGUUUUUUUUUUUUUAUUUUGGUUUUUUGGGAGGGGAGGAGUGGGAGUGUUUUGCAUUUCCUAUCUGCCCUCUAUUGCCAAAACCCUUUUUAGUUGUGGGUUGAAUUUUUUUUUAAGGAAACUGUUAAAAACAUAGAAGUAAAAUGUACAAUAUGAAUUUUCUAUAGAAAGCUGGGUACAGUAUGUAACUGGAGAACCUACUGCCCCUUUGUAAUAUUAUAGAACUGAAAAUGUACUAAAGAAAUUUUGAUGCUUCCAAAAAGACAAAAGCAGUAAAGUUUCAAUUAAACUUUCCAAAGAUAC